AUGUCAAGCCAAACGUUCAUAUUGACGAUCUUGGCCUGCGCUCAGCAACAAAAGCAGCAGCAGCAGCAGCAGCAGCAACAGCUUCAGCACCUCCUGCGCUGUGCUUCUUCAGCGAAACGCUGUAGCGCCAGCCUCAGCAACGACAGCAGCAGCAGCAGCAGCAGCAGCAGCAGCAACGAUGUAGGCGUCCCGUACAGUGUCUGCAGUGAGGCGGUCCCAUAUGCCGACCUCCUUCUUCCUCAAGGUGACACUGAAGACAAAGCAGCAGCAGCAGCAGCCAGCAGCAGCAAGGCAGAGUGUAGCAGCAGCAGCAAAACGCAAAGUUCAGCAGCAACGGUAACAACGCGAGCUUCCGCAACAGCAACAGAACAAGAGCAGCGGCGGCGAAAUUCCACUUUGUCCGCUGCAGCAGCAGCAGCAGCAGCAGGUGCAGCACAACGUGAGCAGCAGCAGCCCCUCGCAGGAGUAGGCCUCAAAAAACAGCAUCAGCAGCGACAGCAGCAGAAACAGCAGCAGCAGCACCGCCCCAGCUCUGCGCACGGCUUGCGAGUGUCUAACUGCCGCAGCCCCCAGCAGCAGCAGCAGCAGCAGCAGCAGCUGACCUCUGGAAUGAUCUCUUUGAAAAGCUGCAGGUUGAGUCUGUACUUUCUCCUCACGCCAGAGUGCUGCGCCAAACCCGUGAAGGAAAAUGAAUUGGAGGAACUCGAAAAAGAGCUGUCUUCCAGAGACAAAGCGCCUGCAGCAGCAGCAGCAGCAGCAGCAGCAGAGGCUACAGGGAGCCCCGCCCAUGGCCUGCUGCCAGUCGUCACGCACGCCCAUAUGCGGAGCAGCAGCAGCAGCUCACGCAGCAGCAGCAGACGCAGCAGCAGCAAAGAGCUACUAUGGGAGCAGUAUCGAAAAUAUUGGCGGCUGAAGCAGCAGCAGCAGCAGCAGCAGCAGCACGAACACCAGCAGCAUCAGGUCAAAGAGCAGCAGCAGCAGCAGAGUUACCUGGGCUGCUCCAUCUGUAGGCAAAUUUGA
Molecule: messenger RNA, 1020 nt
Organism: Eimeria tenella
Lineage: Eukaryota; Apicomplexa; Conoidasida; Eucoccidiorida; Eimeriidae
Exons: 2
Coding region: 1-1020 (339 amino acids)
Source: RefSeq, a predicted model, not a curated record